AUGCUGGUCCGUCGAAUUUUGACUCCGCGAUUGGGGUCUCGAGCCUGUGCCGGACUACCUUCUGCUACUCGCCCAGCAUUUACCCAAAUCCGACAUGCCUCCCAAGCUGAGGUGGAAGACCCAGGCAUGAAUGGCGGUUAUUCCAACCCUCCAGCCCAAAAGCGCCAAUUCCGCGACCCAUAUGGUGAAUGGUGGGAUAAGCAGGAUAGAAGGAAUUUUGGGGAGCCGGUUCACGAGGAUAAUGAUAUUCUCACUACUUUCAGUACUGAAAGCUACAAUCAUUUCAAAGCGCCCAAGGCUUUCAUGCUGCUAGGCAUUUCAAUUGCCUCGGUUUUCGCCUUCAGCGGCGUUGUUAGCUUCUUUUAUCCUGACAAACCAAGCAUUCCACGAACAUUUGAAGACGGCCUUGUAAAGGAGUUGGGGGGUGUAAAUGCUGUCAGGGCGCGAAUUCCUGGUGAAGGUUCAUGGUGA
This is a messenger RNA of Ophidiomyces ophidiicola, 471 nucleotides long. RefSeq lists its product as uncharacterized. NCBI's taxonomy places the organism in Eukaryota, Fungi, Ascomycota, Eurotiomycetes, Onygenales, Onygenaceae. The coding region runs from base 1 to 471 and encodes 156 amino acids. The record is from RefSeq and is a predicted model, not a curated record. Gene Ontology annotation, cellular component: mitochondrion. The transcript is spliced from 3 exons.